Cyclopterus lumpus (lumpfish) is the source of this 3940-nucleotide messenger RNA. RefSeq names its product protein tyrosine phosphatase receptor type Na (gene ptprna). Gene Ontology annotation, molecular function: protein tyrosine phosphatase activity. Bases 121 to 2961 code for a protein of 946 amino acids. The transcript has 24 exons. Gene Ontology annotation, biological process: protein dephosphorylation. Gene Ontology annotation, cellular component: secretory granule. Lineage: Eukaryota; Metazoa; Chordata; Actinopteri; Perciformes; Cyclopteridae. The record is from RefSeq and is a predicted model, not a curated record.
UGUCGACACCGGCUGCGACUCGUUUUGAAAAUGAUGGGAAUUUAAAAGAGGGACUGAAGCAAGGGGACUCCGCAUCUUUCUCUCUGCAUCUCCUCCGCCGCUGGGAGGCUUCAGGGGAUCAUGCAACACCUUAAGCCAUGGCGAGCUCUGCUGCUUUUAACCGUGAUGUGCCAACCGGGAAUCUCAGACAAAUACGGUUGCCUGUUUGAGAGAAAACUGUGCACAAGAGAUCAGUUCUGCUCAGAUGAUGGGCUGUUUGGUCAGUGUUGUAUCUCUAAGCAGGACCUGGUCCAGUACCAGGUGUCAGUUCCUGUUCUGAAAAGGAUGCAGGAAGUCCUCAAACAGCUCAUGUUACAAGGUCUUUCCUGGCAAGAUGACAUCACCCAGUAUAUUUUAUCAAAGGAGCUGAAGAGAGUUCCCCAUACCACCCACCCCUCGAAGCCAAAUUCCUCUCCCUCCUCUUCUCAUUCGUCUCAGUCCAAACAGAACGUCCUCCACCAUCACAGUUCUAAGUCGGGGUCCGCACCUCCUGGUGCCAACUACGUGGACUACAUGAUUGUCGAACCUCCUCAGACCCCACUCCGCAUGCACACAGCCUCGAUGGACCCUUACACAUACCACCAGCAUAGAUAUCAAGAUGACAUAGAGAGAUCGCUUAUUGGAGCAGGAGCCGGUUAUGCCCGCCCUUCUUCAAGGUCCCAGGCCAAUCAAAGAGAGCAAGAACGUGACAGGCAGCUGCUACAGGAAGCCUUGUCUCUAUACCUAGCGUCUGCUCAACCUUCGUAUCGCCAACGUGGGGCCGCUUCCAUGACUCGUGCAGGUCAGCCUUAUUAUGAGGACCUGGAACUGGCGAUACCAGUGGACUAUGUGGAAGACUACACCCUAGAGGAGAGACUUGGUACUGCAGGCAGACAACAAACACAGCCGAAUAAAAAAGUUCCUCAGCAGAUCAGCACUCAGUCUGGAAACAAUGAUGGCCUUCUCCAGAGGAUGUCAGGAGUCUUGAAGCGGUACGGAGUUGACCCCAGAGAGCUCAGUCAAGAGCAGCUCUACAAGCUGGCCCUCAUACUGCAGCUGAUGCAAGCCCAAGACCAAACAGAUCCUAUUGCGAAAGACCUCAUCACCCUCAAGGAGAUGCAGCUAUUAAAAACAGAUAGCGUGUCCCAUAAGCCGGAGAAGCACGCCCCUGUUCCUGGUCCCCAUGAUGCCCCUCCUGCCCCCACCUCCGCCUCAGUCCCAUCUCCACCUCAAGCCAAGAGCGCCAGCCUCCUCCCUUCUGCCUCCCAGCCUCCUCAGGUCGCCCCUGCUAAAGGUGGACACGGCUUGAAGGAGCAGGGGCCGCCACUGGUUGAGGGUACAGGAGCCAAGGAGGAGUAUGGGUACAUAGUCACCAGUCAGAGUCCCUUGAGUUUGUAUGAUGGAGUGAAGCUGUUGGAGCUACUGGCUGAUAAGAUACACCUGACAACCAGCAGCUUCAUCAACAUCAGCGUGGUGGGCCCUGCGCUGACGUUCCGUAUCCGCCAGAAUGAUCACAACAUGACGGCUGCAGAGGUGGCGGCUAAAGCUGUCACUGAAAAGAACUUCCUGGAGUCCGAGACAGGCUUGAAGAUUGUGCAGACUGGUGUGGGAGAGAGGACAGAUGCACGGGGUCUCCCCCAGGUAACCAGGGUUUCCCGGGGCUCCAGUGGGACAGUCAUCACCCUUGUUUCCAUGGCAGUCGUAGGAGGUGUGCUGGUAUUGGCCAUGACCGUAGCCUGUCUAAGGCACCACGCUCAGCAAGUGGCCACUGGCAAGCUGGGACUGGGGCCAGAGGGAGGAGCAGAAACACACUUUGAUUACCAGGAGCUAUGUCGGCAGCACAUGGCGUCCAAAACCUCCCUGUGCCGCCAGGACUGUGUGGUCGGGGGGAGCAGCAGCAUGGUGGGGUCUGCCAUAGGCACAGGUGCUGGAGGUCGGAGGGGUACGGACACGUCCCGUGUCAGCAGCGUUUCCUCCCAGUUCAGCGACGGUCCCCAGCACAGCCCGUCCUCCACCCACAGCUCCACCCCAUCCUGGAGCGAAGAGCCAGCCCAGUCCAACAUGGACAUCUCUACUGGUCACAUGAUACUGGCCUAUAUGGAGGAUCACCUGCGUAAUAAGGACCGGCUUCAGAGGGAAUGGGAGGCGUUGUGCUCCUACCAGGCUGAUCCCAGUUCAGUAGCUGUGGCACAACUCCCGAGCAACAUGGACAAAAACAGACAUGCUGAAUCUCUCCCCUAUGAUCACUCUCGGGUGAAGCUGAAGACUGAAGUGAAUUCCAAUAAACAAGACUACAUCAACGCCAGCAUCAUUUGUGAUCAUGACCCUCGCCAGCCAGCUUAUAUCGCCACACAGGGACCGCAGUCUCAUACUGUCGCUGACUUCUGGCAGAUGGUGUGGGAGAACGGCUGCACAGUGAUAGUGAUGAUGACAGCUCUGGUGGAAGAUGGAGAGAAACAGUGCGAGCGAUACUGGCCUGACGAGGGCUCAUCACUCUACCACAUCUAUGAGGUCAACCUGGUGUCGGAGCACAUCUGGUGCAAAGACUUCCUGGUGCGUAGCUUCUACCUGAAGAACGUCCAGACGCAGGAGACCAGAACCUUGACGCAGUUUCACCUGCUGAGCUGGCCGGCUGACGGCAUCCCCACCUCCACGCGACCGCUGCUGGACUUCCGCAGGAAGGUGAAUAAAUGCUACAGAGGUCGUUCGUGCCCAAUCAUCGUUCACUGCGGUGAUGGCACUAGCCGGACUGGCGCGUACAUCCUCAUUGAUAUGGUGCUGAACCGCAUGGCCAAGGGAGUGAAGGAGAUCGACAUUGCAGCCUCACUGGAGCACAUCAGAGACCAGAGACCUGGCUUAGUCCGCACCAAGGACCAGUUUGAGUUUGCGCUGACAGCAGUAGCCGAGGAGGUGAAUGCCAUCUUGAAAGCCUUGCCGCAGUGAGCUGAGGACGCAGUGGGGUCAUCCACAGGCACACAGAAAGAAUUACUCAUGAGGACACACUCGUACAAUCCAGUCUUGGAUGUCUGGCCAUCACUGUAAAAAAAUAUUUGCUCGACCACACUUGGAGUAGUCACUGCUCUUGUUUCCAGCAUGCAGUCUUUUACCAUCUACUCAUUCUCUGGGUUUAUAAAGCUUUUUGGAAUUUAAUUACAUUAUUUUUGGCAGGGUGUAAAUAUGGACAGAAGAUCAAAUCGUUUUAUCAAUAUGGGACAAAUUUGAUCUUUUCUCUCUGAAGUUUCUACCUAAUUAGACAACAAUGAGGCCAUCAGAGGGUGCUAUACUCUGCCCUUUCAGGAUAGAAUGCACUUCUGUUCAUGGUUGUCAUGAUGAAGUGUAACACUGUUUACCCAUCGGCUUUGCUUCAUCUUCCCUUUUACUGGACAUGACGACAUGAUUACCGAAAAUAAAUCACCACCAACACUGAGGGUUUGUUUUGUUCUGUUCUGUUUUGUUGAACAUUACAAUUUUCUUGGUAUAUUGUUAAAAUCGUGUUAAAUCCAUUCACAAACUUGUCAAAUGUGUUAGACCUCCAUCUGGCUAAUACACAAUAAGGUUUCAAAUAAUCUUAACUCUGAGUGUGUUGUAACUGUAUGCUAUCGUCUAGUGUGUGUUGAUUUACAGCAGGUUUUAAUCCGUGAGGCUUGUCUUGGCUGCCAUGACAACAUGAUGGUCCUUUUGUAACGGAUGCUGUGCGUUGACCAGUACACCUUGCCUUCUCUCUCCUUCUGCACACACCUUAGUACCUUUGUUUGGGUUCUUUUAUCGUCUUACUAAGUGUAUGAUCUUGUGAUUAAUGUAAAUAAUUUCUCCUGAUGAUUGUGUUUAUUUCAUGUAGCAGACAGAUAAUAUAAAAAAAUAUCUAUAAAAAUGUAUUUUUGACUUGACCUGAAUAAAUGUGUGACGUGAUGCAAAGAAAAAG